This is a messenger RNA of Aureobasidium melanogenum CBS 110374, 786 nucleotides long. RefSeq lists its product as uncharacterized. The record is from RefSeq and is a predicted model, not a curated record. Bases 1 to 786 code for a protein of 261 amino acids. NCBI's taxonomy places the organism in Eukaryota, Fungi, Ascomycota, Dothideomycetes, Dothideales, Saccotheciaceae. The transcript has a single exon.
AUGGACAGCACAAGUAGGAGACAAGCGCGCCAAGCCCUGGUGAAUGAGCUCUGGCAAAGAGAUGACCCCCAGGUCAUGAUCGUGAGAUAUGAUGACGAGCUUGAACGUAUUGGAACACGGGCUGAGACUCUCACUUACCACACCAAUCCUAUUCAAGCCAUUGACGCUUUUCUUAGACUCCUAGUACUUGGACCUGCAAGACGAUCGCACCACUAUGCCUUCUUGUUCAAUGGUCAGUACCUCAUCAGAUGGCUCAACGCCCACUCGAACUCUCAUAAUCCUCCGUCUCCGAAAGAAUUGGUCGACGAGGUCAUGUCGGAUCUGACUGAAAAUCACACAGUCUAUCACAAGAUCAUAAACAUCACAAUCAUCUCAUACCUUGAGUAUCAUACUAGAGGCUGCGGCACACUUGGCCCAAGACUCAAUCCGGCUUCUAAUCCAGGAUUUCCGGAAACAGAAACGUCUGGUACUGACACUGUGGCUGAUACAGACGACCUUGUGUUGUACGACCUAUAUGCACCACCAUACUGGAUUCAUGGAAGAGCGCCGGGUGAGUACUUGCCUCUCGAGACUGAGCCGGACACCCCUCUCGUUGCUGAACCAAGUCCUGCGCCCCUCCCACCAGCUAAUGACGCCCCUCCACAGGAGAUCCGCGACAUGAGCUUGAGUCUUGAAGCUCGUAGAGUCUUCGCUUGUAACUUUCCUGGUUGUUCCUCGCGCUUGACCAGACCCUCUGACCUUCGUCGUCACCAGCAGAAUGUGCAUCGUGGUCAUACCCAACAGUAA